Syzygium oleosum is the source of this 4581-nucleotide messenger RNA. Its product is annotated as protein SHORTAGE IN CHIASMATA 1. Bases 56 to 4000 code for a protein of 1314 amino acids. Lineage: Eukaryota; Viridiplantae; Streptophyta; Magnoliopsida; Myrtales; Myrtaceae. The transcript is spliced from 7 exons. Gene Ontology annotation, biological process: resolution of meiotic recombination intermediates; reciprocal meiotic recombination. The record is from RefSeq and is a predicted model, not a curated record.
UCAAAAACAGAAGCGCCAAAUUCAAAAAUCUCUCCAGAACCAUCCGUUGAACGAGAUGCGAACUCGCUUCCUCAACAUCGACUACUUCAGCGUCGGACCUCCUCCUCCUCCUCCGCCAUCUUCUCCGGCCCAAACCCUAGCCUUCUUGGACCUUCCGGUCCCUCGCCUCCCUUCGGCUCCACCUCUCGCCUCGGGGCAGGGCCUCCUCUGCUUCGGCUCCCUCUCCACGAUCGAAGCCUCCCUCGAGCUCGGCAGGCUAGAGAUCGGACCCGCUCUCUCGAGGUUCCUGACCGACGUCGUUCCUCGGUUCGUCGACGCCGGAGGCGGCGAAGGUUGCGGAAAUGGAAGCAUCGAGAAAGAAGGAGAGCUAAGUCCUGAAGUGAAGGAAAGGUUGGACUACUGUUCAACUAUUAAGACUGCAGCUACGGAAGAUGAAUUUCCCAAAAUUAGCGAAAGUUUCAUCAAUGAAAAGGGCACACAAGGCAUUGCAGUAUUCCAGCUUGAGACACCGGAGCUGGCUAAUUGCUCGGAGAAUGCUCAUUUACUUGAGGAAGAAGCAGUAGGCAUCUUCUCUGAAGUUCUUGAAAUUGAAAACAAUGAGGAUGCACCCAAGCUGGGCUUUUCAGUGAACUAUACUUUGGAGGCUCAAGAAGUGGUUUCUAAAUUUGGAGACACAAGUAUACAGUAUCUCAUAGAGCCAAAGGCUGUCUUUUGGGAAGAUGAUGCUUAUGUUGCAGGCCUGUCGGACUUCCCAUGUACCCAAUUUCCUCUUUUAGAAGUGGAGGAGAUUAGUUUGGAAGUUUUGAAGAGCACAUCCGUGAAAUAUGAGCUUGUAAAGCUUCUUGACAAAGUUGAAUCACUAUAUCUUAGUCAAAAUGAUAAUUUUUCAUUUGACACCAAAGAAAUUUUGAACUUGCUCGAGAAGGACCUUUUGGAAUUUCCUUCACACCAUUGUCUGUCUAAGGACUGCCUUGAAUCAGACUCGGUAAUAGGGGCCACUUUUCUGGAAAUGGAUUUUGUGAGCAUUGUGGACAGACCUUAUCUACGAGGCAACUCACCUUGUCAAGGACCAUCAGACAGAGAUUAUAUAUCGUCAAUUAGCCCAGUUGUCCUUGAGGACUUUCAGAUACUUGACAUGGGGACAGCUGUAUUUUGUGAGGUCUUCAGCUUACAAGAAGUCCAUGAACCUGAGUUCUGCAAUGAGAUGCUGCAGGAAAAGGUGAAGUUCAAGAAUUUUGAGGAAUUGGUAAUCAGUCGGGAACUUGCUCUUGUUGAUGAGAUGUUCAAAUCACUGCCCGUGCCAGUUCUCCCCGACUCUGUAUUAGGAACUUUGUAUGCAAUUGUUGCAGAAGCACUGAUUGAUUUGAAGCCACAGCCUCCAUUGGCAUCUGAUGGGAUCUAUUUAAAUUGGCAUCUAUUGGAGGAAGACAACUGCAGCUCUGCAAUCUAUUCCUUUUAUCACAAUGUGGUAGCGGAGCUGAACAGGAGUGUUGACUUCGAUUUAAAUACUGCCAAUUAUGGGAAAGUCGUUCUUGACUUCAUCCUUCUUGAUCACACUCCUAGCAGGCCUAAAUCCGAAGAAGGCAGUGGGCCAUUGGACAUGCUUUCUGACGGAGUCUCUUUGCUGAGGGAGGGACUGACUGAGGCUGCUUCCAGGACGUCUACUGAUACUGAAUACCAAAAGCCAGCAAGUCAAAGACUAGUUUCCGAGUAUGAUUCUGAGAGGGCUUCUUCACUAUUCAAAUCUAUGUCACCAUUUCAUGACCUGGAGUUCUUCUUGAAUCCUUCAAAAGAUAGAGCUGAAGAAAAUAGUGUACCUGCAGGCAAGAUUCCCAGUGGAAUGAACGAUAUACAUGCAGUCAAGAUUCCUGGUGAUAUUACUUGCAAGGUUUCGACUAGUAGCCCAGGGGCAGGAAAUGCAUCUUGUGAGCCACCUGUAGUAGGAUCGGGCCAUAUCGAGCUAGGGAUUGUUUCUUUUCCUGACUCGGUCAUUAUUGUGAACACACAAAACUCAAGUGAAGUAAUGUUGGUGUCCAGAAGAAGUACAUAUCAAAAGAUUUUGGCUAUGGAGAAAGAAGGAAUUCAAGUAAUUGAGCGUGAUACAACCCUGCCUGUUGAUAUUAUAAUCAGCGCUGCAGUUUGCCUGGUGUGGUAUACUCGCAAGAACAUUGGGAGAAAAGCAUCUGGUUUCAGUGAAGGAUCUUCAGUGUUACCAUGUCAUAUUGAGAAUAUUGCAGCAAAUAUUCUUACGAACUUGAGCUUCGCUUUUAGGGCCUGCAUUCUGAUAUUUGAGGGAGAAUCUGACUUCCUUGCUUCAGUAAUGGAAUCAUCAGAUGGACUUUAUGCCGCGGCAGCUAGUCUGGGAAUUGAUUUGCAACUCUUUUGCUCCUUUUCACCUGUGUUGACCGAUGAGAUCAUACUGAAAUCUAUUGCUAAGGAAACUAGGACUAUUAGGGGUCUUUAUACUAAACUUCCUGAAUCAGAGACACUUGCAGAAUCUUUCCUGAUUAAAUUUCCUUCUGUUAAUCCACUAUCAGCUCAUGCAAUACUGUCUACUGAAGGCAUGCUCAGCAACUUUUUUGAAUCAUCUCAUGAAUGCAGAAUCUCCACGGUCCAAAAAUAUCAAGUUCCUGAUGAAAGUGUUUCCCUAUUUAGUGCUUUAUGCCAAUUUGGGGAACGUGAGGAUUCUCGGUCUAUAAUGACAGACUGCUCUUCUUCAGUGUCUUCAGGCCCUGACUCUAAACACUGCCAUAGUAAGCUGGAUUCUGGAGGGAAAAAAUGUAAGUACAAGAAGCACCCUGACAAAGGUGAUGUACCUGUGGACGACCAACUGCAUUUUCAGCCUUCAAAACUAUGUAACAACAGUUCCUCAAAACUUCCUGGGUUUAUGAAUCGAUAUGAUUCGUCAAUAUUCAAAGAUCAGGAGAUACCCAAUAAGUUUAAAGAGCCCAAUUCGUGUCUUGAUCAUUUCCUAGGUCAAAAAGGAGGGAUGGAUGAGUCAAUUACCACAUAUCCUGCUAGAGUCGGCAAUCGAUUUGAUUCUCGGAUCAAGAAAGGUGUUUUCUCCUCUGAUGUGACUGAACAUCAAAGCCUAGCAUCUGAUGAUGAUUUCCUUUAUUGGUACGCAGGAGCACACCUAGAUACAACGGACACUUUUGACUGGACAAAUAUCAAGAACUCUGAUAUUGUUCAUGAGGAAACUAAAGGUGAAGCUGUCAAGCUCACCGAUCCAUCAACUGUCAAUCCUUUGGAAUUUUCAUUUUCAUUGCCAGAUCUGGAAAACGAUGCCAAGGGUCGAUCCAUUCAUGCAAGUAGAUUUUCCUUCGAUCAACACAAUUAUCCAACUUUCCCAACAGUUGCUGAGAGCGAUUCUACUUCUUUUAUUCAUAGUCCUGGGAAUCAUCAAAGACAAAGUUUACAGGAAGAAACUGAUUGCUUCUUAUCUACGGAGCUAGUAAAUGACAAAAUGCCUACAGAUGAUCGGGAGAAACUCUUUAAGGGGUUUUUGGAUGGGAGAACCAUGGAGAACUUACAAGGUAUACCAGUACAGGCGAACAGGGCAAGGUAUAAUGGAACACCACUUAGAAAUGCCAUUCACAUGCCCCACUUGCAAAAAGGUUCACCCUGGACAAUUGAGUUUCUGAACAGAAUCCGGGAAAAGAGCAAGUUGCGACAGCAAUCUCUUCCAUCCAGUGCAUCUCCUUGUUAUAGCAAUACACGGACUAGAUCAAAUACAACAAGGCGAAGAAGUCCAUUUUUUGAAUUUUUUAAGUAUCAAGGAGAUAGCGCUGUCAGAAAAACACCUGAAGAGAAGAGGCAGAAGAGAUCCGCACAAUCAUUUGGUUCAUUCAAGAAUGGAAAAAUGUCAGCAUCGCUCGUCCCUUCGUGGACUCCUGUUGAUAAAAGAGCAAGACGGAAACUUUCCUUUGCGACAAAUGAAUCUGAGAGCCAGACUAAGCUGGUUUGGGGUGAUAAAGCCAGAGAAAUUCACGACCACUGAACAAUGUGUCUCUUGAGCUGAAUAUAAUAUAAAGAAUUAGGGUGCGUAAUCUCUCUCUCAACAAGAUAGUUUCACAUUUUGCGAAGAUGGCAAGGUAACUGGAUUCCUUGGAUCAUAUCUAAUUUUUACAUAAUUUUUCACAGAACUGAACAACCAUGAAGAAUUUCUGGGAUUUCCCUGGGGAUUUUCAUCAAGAAAUUAUGCACUUGGUGGGUUCCCAUUUGCAUUUAUUUCCUCUAUCACGUCAGACUAGGCUUAUGGCCGAAAAAAUGUCGGACUAGGCUGGCAACUUCAGCUGCACAGAUUGAACAUUUAUAAUUGUUAUCUCUUGUUAGUCAAGCAAAUUCCUUUGGCAUUUUGAUUAGAACUCUCUAGAGAAACUAAAGUAGUCACGAAUGUAUAGUUCAUAUAUUCUUAUUCAGUCGCUAAUUCCGACAAUCAAGCAGCUGCACUGUGAAUUGAAGAGCUUAUUUCUGAAAUCUAGAGAUGGUUUUAGAAAAUCUUCUCAAGGAAACCAUGGUUCUCCAUUAUAUAUGAAUUUUUGGUUUGCGACGAUGGGGUUUACUGUAAAUGUAGACAAA